CAUGAGUACUGCAUUUUACUGUUUAGACAAGCUUUCCAGUGCGCGCGUUGGAAACUAACAUUCGACACUUUCUGCGUUCACAUCAGUCCCUAGUUAGCCCUUCAGGCACCACCAGGCAAAGCAGGAGACUGUCGGACAAACUGUAAACUUAGUCAAAGCGACUAAAGUCUCCAAACUCCCAGGCUGAAGAGGCUACAAACGACUCAUCCUUUCUGGCUGUUUCAAGAAAGGAUACGCUGCUGGAAAUGUGAAUUUAAAGGAGAUACUUGCCCAGCACAACCAUGAAACCAACAACUGUCCUGUGUUGCUUCGGCUUUCUCCUCACUUGCCUCUUGUUCGGGUCGAGCUCUUCACAAUCAGUAUGUGCUGGUACAGAGAACAAGCUGAGCACCCUGUCGGACCUGGAGCAGCAGUACCGCACCCUGAGGAAAUACUACGAGAACUGUGAAGUCGUAAUGGGCAACCUGGAGAUCACAAGCAUCGACCGCAGCCGGGACCUCACCUUCCUCAGAUCCAUCCGAGAAGUGACAGGCUAUGUGUUAGUGGCCCUGAACCAGUUUGACUACCUGCCAUUGGAGAACUUGAGGAUCAUCAGAGGAAACAAGCUGUAUGAGGACCGCUACUCCCUCGCAAUCUUCCUCAACUACAGACGUGAUGGAAACUUUGGAUUGCGCCAGUUGGGUCUGAAGAACCUCACAGAGAUCCUGAGCGGAGGCGUUUAUGUUGACCAGAACAAGUUUCUGUGUCAUGCAGACACAAUCCAUUGGCAGGACAUUGUCAAAAACCCUCGGAUGCAUCCUGUAGUGGUACCCACCAACAGCAGUGUCUCAUGUCAAAAGUGCAAUCGUUCCUGUAAUGGCCGUUGCUGGGGACCCAAAGAGGAUCAGUGUCAGAGCUUAACUAAGACAGUGUGUGCUGAGCAGUGUGAUGGCCGUUGCUUUGGUCCCUAUGUUAGUGACUGCUGCCAUCGUGAGUGUGCGGGUGGCUGCUAUGGACCGAAGGACACAGACUGCUUUUCCUGCACAAACUUCAAUGACAGUGGGGCGUGUGUGACCCAGUGCCCCCAACCCUUUGUCUACAAUCCCACCACCUUCCAGCUGGAACACAACCCCAGAGCAAAGUAUACCUACGGAGCCUUCUGUGUCAAGAAGUGUCCACAUAACUUUGUGGUGGACCAUAGCUCCUGUGUGAGAGCGUGCCCCAGUAACAAGAUGGAGGUGGAGGAGAACCGCAUUAAGAUGUGCAUUCCUUGUACCGACAUCUGCCCGAAAGCAUGUGAUGGCAUUGGUACAGCCAGCCUACAGACUGCUCAAACAGUCGACUCCAGCAACAUUGACAAGUUUGUGAACUGCACCAAAAUCAACGGCAACCUGGUGUUCCUCAUCACUGGGAUCAAAGGGGAUGUGUAUCACAACAUUGAAGCUUUGGACCCAGAAAAACUAAAUGUAUUCCGCACCGUACGGGAGAUCACCGGCUAUCUCAACAUCCAGUCUUGGCCUGACAACAUGACAGACCUGAGUGUCUUUUCCAACCUGGUUACUAUUGGGGGAAGAGCUCUGUACAGUGGGAUCUCCCUGCUGGUGUUGAAGCAGCAGGGUAUCACAUCUCUGCAGCUGCAGUCCCUGAGAGAGAUCAGUGCUGGGAAUGUCCACAUCGCAGAGAACAGCCAGCUUUGCUACUACAACACUGUCAACUGGACGAGACUGUUCCGUGCUGAAAACCAGAAGGUUCUGAUCCGCAACAACCAAAGCCCGCAGAAAUGCUCAAAAGAGCGCAUGGUGUGUAACCCGCUGUGUUCUGACUCCGGCUGUUGGGGUCCUGGCCCAGAUCAGUGCCUCGCCUGCAGAUUCUUCAGUCGUGGACGAAUCUGUGUGAAUAACUGCAACCUUUAUGAAGGGGAUAUCCGAGAGUACGCCAAUGGGUCAGUGUGUGUGGAGUGUGAUGCCGAGUGUGAGCGAGCUGACGAUGACUCUUUGACCUGUAACGGUCCGGGCCCAGAGCAUUGUGUGAAUUGCAUCCAUUUCAAGGAUGGUCCUAAUUGUGUUGAAAAAUGUCCUGAUGGCCUGCAAGGUGCCAACAGCUUCAUCUUCAAGUAUGCAGAAGCCAACAAUGAAUGCCAUCCCUGCAAUGCCAACUGCACCCAAGGGUGCAUUGGACCACGACUGCAAGACUGCAUUGGCUGGAUGGACAGAACUCCUCUGAUCGCAGCAGGGGUGAUCGGCGGCCUCUUCUUGGUGGUGAUCAUGGUGCUGAGCGUAGCCGUGUCUGUUCGCCGGAAGAACAUUAAGAAGAAGAGAGCGCUUCGUCGCUUCCUUGAGACAGAGCUGGUGGAGCCUCUAACACCCAGUGGAACAGCGCCCAACCAAGCUCAGCUUCGCAUCCUGAAAGAGACAGAACUCAAAAGGGUCAAGAUCCUCGGCUCUGGUGCCUUUGGGACUGUUUACAAGGGUAUUUGGGUCCCAGAGGGUGAAACGGUGAAGAUUCCUGUAGCCAUUAAAAUCUUAAGUGAGGCGACAGGACCCAAGGCUAAUGUGGAGUUCAUGGACGAGGCCCUCAUCAUGGCGAGCAUGGAGCACCCCCACCUGGUCCGCCUGCUGGGCGUCUGCCUUAGUCCCACCAUCCAGCUGGUCACACAACUGAUGCCUCAUGGGUGCCUGCUCGACUAUGUCCAUGAGCACAAGGACAACAUCGGAUCACAGCUGCUGCUCAAUUGGUGUGUCCAGAUUGCCAAGGGGAUGAUGUACCUGGAGGAGCGUAGGUUGGUCCACAGGGAUCUGGCAGCCCGAAACGUAUUGGUCAAAUCUCCCAACCACAUCAAAAUCACCGACUUCGGCCUGGCUCGCCUUCUGGAUGUUAAUGAGAAGGAAUAUAAUGCUGAUGGAGGAAAGAUGCCCAUUAAAUGGAUGGCCCUGGAGUGUAUCCAUUACAGGAAGUUUACUCAUCAGAGUGAUGUUUGGAGUUACGGAGUGACCAUCUGGGAGGUGAUGACCUUUGGAGGGAAGCCAUACGAUGGGAUUUCCAUCAGAGAAAUCCCAGACCUGCUUGAGAAAGGAGAGCGUCUUCCUCAGCCGCCCAUCUCCACCAUUGACGUCUACAUGGUCAUGGUCAAAUGUUGGAUGAUUGAUGCAGACAGUCGGCCCAAGUUCAAGGAGCUGGCUGCAGAGUUCACUCGGAUGGCUCGUGAUCCCCAAAGAUACCUGGUCAUUCAGGGUGACGACCGCAUGAAGUUGCCCAGCCCAAACGACAGCAAGUUCUUCCAGAGCCUCCUGGACGAGGAGGAGCUGGAGGACCUGAUGGAUGCUGAGGAAUACCUGGUGCCGCACUCCUACAACAUUCCACCUCUGGCAUACACUCCCCGAGCACACAUGGACUCUAACAAGAACCAGUAUGGCUACCAGGACCCCAGCUUCAGCAUGGAAGACAUGCUGGCCACCCUCCCCAGAGUGGUCUCUGUUCCUCCUGGCCCUGGGGUCUGCCUCCCACCACAAGACCAGUCAUUAGGGGGACAGAUUGGAGUUGGAUUUGGCCGUAGCAACCAGGAUGACCCUCGCUGCAAUGGAACCCUGAGGAAGCAGGCCUCCCCGAGGUCAGGCAACCUUGUGCCGGGCUCAGCGCUCACUGCUGGACAAGGUGGAGGGGAGGACAUUAGUGGACAGCGAUACAGUGCGGAUCCCACUGGUCUUUUAGCAGAGCGAGGAGUAAAAGGAGACAAGGACCAGGAAGGCUACAUGACUGCGAUGAGAGACAAGAACAACUCAGACUAUCUCAACCCAGUAGAAGAAAACCCCUUUGUCACCCGCCGCAGGAAUGGUGACGCCCAUGCAGUGAUUGAUGGAGUGGGCUGCCACACCCUGCACAUGGCUGGAGCUGCUGCUGCCCCCAAGAGCCAGUCCACCCAUGGAGACGAUGAGUAUAUCAAUGAGCCACUUUACCUGAAUACCUUCCUCAACCCUGGAGACAAGAAUGGAUUGGCUGGUGCAGUGUCCAUUCCCGUCCCAGGGUCCUCGGCUGCUCAAUCAAUAUCGCAGACGGUCAACCCAUCAACGUCAAGCCACGUGGUCUCCACCUCUGGAUAUGUGAUUCCCCCUGGCCACCUCCCCCACCAAUCGUAUCCAUCACACACCCUGCACCCAGGCCAUUCAGGACACGUUCUGCACUCAGGCAUCACCAGCGGCACCAUUAUGUUUGAUAAGAAAGGCAAUAAGGCCACUUUUGACAAUCCUGAAUACUGGCAGCACAGUCUACCCCCGAAGUCCUCACUGCACAACCCUGAGUACCUGCAGGACUGCAGCACGCGCUUCUUCUACCGGCAGAAUGGACGCAUUCGCCCCGCUGUGGCCGAAAACCAGGAAUACUUGUCCGAGGCUGCUAUGAAAGCUGGCAAUGUGUUGCCACCCCCUCCAUACAGGCAGAGGAACACUGUAGUGUAGUGACCCACCUGUAGCACAAUGAAGGAUGAACAGAGGGAAGGGAGGGGGAUAAAUAAACAGUCCACUCGUUUCCAUGCAGUACUUCUCGGCCUGGGUUGUUCUUGCACCCUUCCUGGACACCUCUCUCUGUUAUGUUCAAUUGCAAGUCUUUUAGUUUCACUCUCAAGUUCUGCCUUGUCUUGACAGGACUACAAUAACAGUCACUGACAGCCUCACUUGACUUUUGUAGCUCUAUCCUUGGCCAUGAAAGCAAGUAGACACGUUUUCGAUGUUGGUUCCAUUGUGGAGCACACUGUCCUGCCAUCCCAAGUAUCAGAGAGGCACAACAACAACACAAUGAAAUAAUUGAAAAAAGGAGACAUGAACUGAGGUUAGCCCAAAGAGAUAAUUAUGGCCAUGAUCUUUCAUGCUUUUGUUUAUACACCCAUAAAUUACAGUUCACCAUGUGAUUUUUUUAGCACAUAUUUCACCUAGAAAGAUGCACACAUUGCUAUUGUGUGCAAUCUAUACAAUGACACACGCACAUGGCGUUGUGUCGUGACUCACCAGCAAUCCCCGCAGUCAAGCAGAAGAGCCCAGAUGUGGCUUGCAUGCAUGUCCACACGCUUCUCUGAGUUUUAUGUGUUGCUGCACCAGUAAUGGAAUUCAAACAUUUAUCACACACAGCUCAUAUCAUACCUAAAACAUGUUAACAUGCCUGCAGCCUUGACAAACCAAUAAUAUCCAUACAUUAAUUCAUAAGCAUAUACAUGCAUACCGACAGGUAAACUUGCUGGCACUGGAUAUACUGUAUAUUCUGGAGGAGAAGCUCAAUUGACCUUGUGCUGGAACACAGAGUUUGCCGAUAAUAGCAGUCAGUGUUGCAGUGCAGGAAGGGUGAACAGGAAAGUAAAUGUCACCACAGUCUUAUGAAAAACUGAUACCAACCAAGUAUUCAGCAUUCAGCAGAUUAUUGGCAUAGCUAGGUUGGAUUUCACAAAUGCUAUAUGCAGUGUCAUGGGAUGGACAGAUAUUUCAACAGGGAAAGGAAUGUGAUGAUGGUAAAUACAAACAGGAAGAAAAACGCUUUUAGAAUCGAGUUCAGAGAUUAUUUUCAGUUUUUUUCUUUUGCAUCAGGGAUCUGUUUACUUUGUCACAUUUUCUUACACUAACACAAUGAGCACAGACGCCAAGCCACGAAUGAGCAACGUAGUUGUGGCAAUGAAGCUCACCCGGCAGAGCUGUAAAUAAGCCAAUUACAUGUCAUUACAAGACAAAUAAAAUCCUGGAAAGAAGCUCUGCUGACCGAGCUGAGACAUAAAAUGAUGAGGCUACUUCUUUUUUUUUUUGUACCUCUGUGUAUUCAUGCCAUUGUUUGUCAUAAAAACUGAAAAUGAACCUUGACCACGUAGUCACGACUACAGGUCUCUGUCUCUCAGCGCUGAAGUGGACCAGGGAGAGAAAAGGCUGUUUAAACGUAUAAGGAGGCCUCUUCGUGAUUUUACUAUGGACAUGAGAAAAUGGGAAACCUUCUUUUCUAUUGUUAUUUGACAUUGUAAGUGAAAUAUUAUAAGUUAUCACUGAAUCCACUGAUGGCUAGCUUUCUGUACUCAUUCAGUACUGCCGGAUGCCACAAUUAACUCUGAUGGAGACCAAUAGGAUCUGUUGUCAAAAGACUUUGAAGCCUAACUUAGGCUGGGGUUGAUAAUUAAAUAGCACUUAAUGCUCUGAGACAGCCAAAUGACUUUGCUGUUAUUAUCGCUAAGAGGCAAUUCAUUCAUUCAUUCAAUUCAAUUCUUUUUUUUUUCGUGUUGCACUCACAAUUUACAGUGAGAUGCUCACACCUCAAACUUUGUUUCAUCAGGAAUACAUCUUACAAAAGAGCAUACCCACUCUUAUGAACGUUAUGAUAGUAAUACUUUGGGGUAGGGAGAUAUCAACGAUGUAUAACAAAUGUGUCAAUUUUCCGUAUCAUGUAUACCCAAGUAGCUAUUCUUUGGAUAUUUCUUGUUUUACAAGACAAUUGUAGACACUCAUUUUGGUAUUUGCGGUAUACUAAAUCAAUAAGGUACUCACAAGAGACAGAUUAAAAAAUGAAGUUGUUGUACCUCCUACCUCCAGUUUCUAAUGAAGGGUUUAUGUUAAAAAGUCUGAUGCCCAAGCAAAUAGUAACCUGAUGAAAUCAUUGUUGAUAUCACCUGGCUUUAUAUAUUAUAAGAUGAAUAGAACAAAUCAUGAUGGGUACACUAAACUUCAUGUGUAAAAUUGGGGGUUUGCACCAAAAACCGAUAUGUCCAUCAAUAAACAGUUUGUCAAUUGAAUGAACAGGACAUAUUUUAAAUCAUAAUAUUGAUCACAUACCCUUAUUUCAGAUUUUGUUCAUGCCGCCCACCCUGAGUAUUAGGUGAUAAUGUCAUGUAUUUGGAGACCGAUUAAUGCCUGUGUAUGUGUCACUGCUGGCAUACCAAUACACAACCACUGUUACACAACCUUGUGCCUCUACAUUGAAAAUACCAGGCAGAGGGAAGGUUCAGUUCAGCAGUGUUGAUGACGUCAUGUCCAAAAAACAGAUGUCACCCUGGCACAGUGUUUCUCCCCCUUUCUCAGGUUUUAUGGGGAACAAUAAUAAUUCAGUUGAACUCCAGCUGAGACACAAGUUGCCACUUUAAAAUGGGUCAUCAAACCUAUUAAAGAAAAAGUAUAAUGGAAGAUAGAUAAACACCCUGAUACCACAGUAAACACACUGCUGAAAUGUGCAAAUGUGAAUUUUAUAGGUUUGAGGGGAUGGGUCUUGAAGUCAGCUCUGUGGUAACUAUCAUUGACAUUGCUCUGUUGUUAACUUGAUUAAGCUGUGUUCAUCUGCUCUGAUGAUUUCAUUUAUACAUACUGUCUUUGUGUAAAUGUCUGUCAGUGUCCUCUCUAUGUGUCUAGAUUGUUUAGGUCAGUAAAUGUCUACUCUAUUUUUACCAUCACACAUUAGGUAUUAGUUGCAGUGCUUGUAGACUACUUUUUGGCCGUUUGUUUAAGUGCAAUGACAGCAGUGGAUAGUCACCCAAAGGCAUCAUAAUGGAUCUCUAUGGAAAAAUGAAGCCAAUCUUGUGAAGGAGAAAACCUGCUGGUGCUCUCAGCGUCGGAGCAUCACAAGGGGAUUUUAGCGUUUUGAAUGCUAAUUCAUCCACUUUCCCUUUUUGUUCUGUUGGGAAAUCAUGUUACCUGACAUCUCACCCAGUGCACCAGCUUAGAAACCGUGAACGACAGGCAAUAGGUUGUAAUCCUGCAGCGGGGCUAAAACUAAGGUAUUAGCAUUCUAGAAAUGUUACCAGACCAAUGCAUCAAUGUUACAAAAGCUAGCAGGAGAGAAGGUACAAGUGCACUGUAACUGGCAGAGGAGACCAGAGUAGAUUGCCAUCCUUUCUUUUUUUUCUCAGAGGUGACUGUGAAUUGUAUGUAGCAAACACUGUUCAGCUGUACAGCAGUGAAACCGAAAAAAGCAGCUAUGUGUGGCGUGAACACGAACAAAGACUAAAACAACCUGGAAAUGAAAAGUGAUUUUGGUCAAAUGUUAACAGGAGUCAUAGUUUCAUGUAAAACAUAUUACAUUUUGUGUCAAGGUACAGAAAGCCUCACAGGUACAGUAGUUAUUUAAAGGGGCACAAUAACUCCCCUUCAUCACUGACUACUCAGUUAGCUGGCGUUAUAGUAACAAUUAUAGUUUGUAUCAAUGGGUUUUAUUAUAUUUCAAAAUCUUGGAAAUAGUAUUGUAAAUGGUGUUGUUUAAACUCUUGUGUUUGCCAUUCAGGGUGUCACAUUGUCACAGCAGAUGUUUUCUUUUUAAUAUGCUGUUUAAAGGUUUCAUUAUCUCAAGUAAUGAUCUCUUCUCAAUUUUGAGGCAAUUACUAGCUAUGUCCCAAGUCAGGGGCUCUAUGUGAGCCAUCCAUUGUCUGAAGUCCAGGCUGAACUGUCAUGUCUUUGCAAAAUGAGGCUAGUUAAAAACUAACAGUGCGUUCAGGUGCACAUUGUCAACUUAACAACUUAUUUCUUCAGCAAGUUGUACCAAACAGCUUCCCUCAGAAGGCCUAUUUUCUUUGUUCACACCAUCAAGUACAUUUUCAAUGGUUUAGUAAAUGUGAUUUGACAAAUUAUACACCAGGUGUGUCCUUCAAGCAAAGGGAUGCUUGACAGACCUUGUUGGACCGCUAGGACACAACCAGCCAAGAAUAGGCACUAAAGAGGGUCCAGCCCCUGAACUGGGACAAAGCCAUUGUGUUUACAAAAUAUGCUCUCUUUUACUUUUGUAUUAUUCAAAUCAUGAAGAACUUUAGUCACAGAAUUGGUCAUAUCUAUCCACCUGUGAUCUAAAUGCCCUUACUGUGUUGGAUAAACAUAUGUUACAUUUCUGAGAUGUAACAUGUCAAUGCAUCAUCAAAACGUUUUUUUAAAGGGAAACUAUAAUGCAGCUGACAAAAACAUAUGCUAACACGUUUUCAGAAUCAAACUGUGUAUGGCUGUCAUACUUCUUUUACACUGAUUCAUAUGCAUAUAUUCUACCAUACCAUGAAAACUGGGGUAGAUGACAACGGUUGAGAAAGCACAGUUUACAAUGUAUUGAAUUGAUGUUAAAAUGGAAAUAAUAAUUGUCUUUUAACCAAAUGAUAAAGACAUUCAGAUAAUGGGCCACUGGAUAGUUAUACCAUUGUUAUAAAAAAAAGAGUGGAUAGUAUUUUUAUAGGUCAGUAAAGGGUGGCCAGGUGCAUCUGUAAAUAAGACAAUGAUGCUUCUUUUUUCAGCUGAAGAUUUUUUUUCCUUGCAUCAUUUGAUUUUUGGUGGUCUACUGUACCUUCUUUUGUCUUUGGGGAAUAUCUUUUCUGUAUGUAUAUAACUAUAUAUACAGUAAAUAUAUAUAUAUAUAUAUAUUCUGUAAAUGUUAUUUGAAGAGUGAACUCUCAUUUUAAAAAACGCUUGCAGGGUCUUUUGUCACACCCACCCCAUCAUUUCCCCUGUGACUUUGUGACUGUUUUUUAGCACAAUUUGGUGGAUUUUGUGUUUCAACCUCUGCUCCUGCUCACUUUGUAGGAGUAAAAUACUAGGUGUAUUCUAACUCCACUUCUCUCCAUGCUUCUCUCAAUAUUAUACACAUCUUGAGAUUUUUUUUUAAAUUUUGUACACUCUUAAAAUGCUGUUGCAAUACUAAUGAAUAUUCCCUAUUUCACCCACGUUUCUCUCAGCCUUUCCUAAACAGUGUUAUUAAUCCACCAGUGUCACUUUACACCUUGUGUUUUAAGGACCUAUACUAUGUUUCCUUGAGUAGUUUAAUUUUCCAUUUGCGCUGAGCUCAUUCAUAUAGAGCUUAAUAGUGAUGUUAAGCUCUUCAUCCAUUUGGGGCAAUACUGAUUGAAUGGUGUAGCAAUAUCAUGUUACAGCCUACACAGUAAUUCAAUGGUGUUUGAGAGGCAAAAUGGAAAGUUUGCAUGGGCUGGACUGAUCAUUUAAAUAACUGAUCAAUUACUUUUCUUGUACAGAGGUUAGUACGUCAACUAUUUUCGACUUCAUCCAGACUUGAAAAGGUUCACUAUUUUUCAGAAGUCACAGUUUAACUAAACAUCUUUUUCACAGGAUCUUUAAAUGACUUUGGGAUAGAGUUUGGCCAAAUUGUCAUUUCAUGUUAUAUCUGAUGUGAGGACUGGUGCCAAGAUCAUCACAUUGAAGCUGUUUCUUUGUGGCUUGUCAUCAAGUGGUGCAUCAUAAUACUAAUGUCAAGUGUUGCUGAUGCUCAGAUGCUGAGGCUAAAUGGUUGGUUAAAUGUACUAUUUAAACCUAUCUGGAAGAACAUUAUUGCAGGAUGUAUGAAUCCCCAAUUUGACCAUUUUAUUAUGUGUUAAGUUUCGGAUUGAUAUUUCAAUUGCAGAAGACACAUACUUGUGUAUUUUCUAAACAACUGAAAAGGCUGUAGACUUUUCCAGUGAAAUCUAAAGAUAUAUACUGCAAUUUUGUUUAAAAAAUACUAGAUUUCUGCCAGCAUCAACAGUGUGUCAUAUAUUUUAUUUGAUAUAUCACCUUGCACAGAUGUUUUUUGGGCAGUCUUGACAAUAUCCAGCAUUUAAAAAUACAUUUAGUAAGAUGGUCAGUUUGGUAAGCUUCACAUAAGUCCAUCUGUUAGUUCAUAAGUUCAUUGAAGUUUUGAAGGAAGAAUAUUCAAUUGUAAAAACGUUCAUAAAUUAUCACUGCUUUUUAUCAACUCAUCAGAAUGAUUGAGAAAUAAGUUUUAUAGAACAUACUGUACCUUGUCACAUAUUGCCAGUUUAAACAAUUGUUUCUUCACUGGUUAAUUGACACAUUUCCCAAGCUAGAGCAUUGAAAUAUGUAUUCCCUCUGUUUUGUUACAUGAAUCUGUCAAAACUAUAUUUUUAAUUCAAUAUGAAUAAAGAUCAGUCAAUAUUUAAA
Messenger RNA from Eleginops maclovinus (Patagonian blennie), 10850 nucleotides. Its product is annotated as receptor tyrosine-protein kinase erbB-4-like. Gene Ontology annotation, molecular function: transmembrane receptor protein tyrosine kinase activity; ATP binding; epidermal growth factor receptor binding. Bases 282 to 4430 code for a protein of 1382 amino acids. Gene Ontology annotation, cellular component: signaling receptor complex; plasma membrane; basal plasma membrane. Gene Ontology annotation, biological process: negative regulation of apoptotic process; positive regulation of cell population proliferation; neurogenesis. NCBI's taxonomy places the organism in Eukaryota, Metazoa, Chordata, Actinopteri, Perciformes, Eleginopidae. The transcript has 28 exons. The record is from RefSeq and is a predicted model, not a curated record.